Messenger RNA from Papilio polytes (common Mormon), 2720 nucleotides. RefSeq names its product DNA replication licensing factor Mcm6 (gene Mcm6). Gene Ontology annotation, molecular function: ATP binding; single-stranded 3'-5' DNA helicase activity; single-stranded DNA binding. The record is from RefSeq and is a predicted model, not a curated record. NCBI's taxonomy places the organism in Eukaryota, Metazoa, Arthropoda, Insecta, Lepidoptera, Papilionidae. The coding region runs from base 265 to 2658 and encodes 797 amino acids. Gene Ontology annotation, biological process: DNA replication initiation; mitotic DNA replication; double-strand break repair via break-induced replication. The transcript has 14 exons. Gene Ontology annotation, cellular component: nucleus; MCM complex.
CUUGUCAAAUGAAACUUCGUUGAUAGUUAAGAUUUUAUACAAUAAAUACUUAUAGUUCCAAGAAACCAAACUUUUUAUUUGCAUAAAUAUGUUUUAACUAAGAAGACGAAAAGCGGUCACAUAAAUGAUUUAUCUGAAUAUUUCCUCAUGUGUAAACUAAGACAUACAAAAAUUGAGACUUAACCUGUGAACUGUUUUGUUAAGUAAUUUAAUUGUUUUAUUUGAAAAUAACACCCGCUCAAACGGUUUUUAACAUUUUUAAACAUGGAUGUAGCUGAUACAUAUUCAACACAAAAGCAAGUAAAGGACGAUGUAGGUGUACGUUGUCAAAAGCUGUUUCAAGAUUUUUUAGAAGAGUUCAAAGAAGAUAAUGAAAUUAAAUAUGAAAAACCGGCGAAAGAACUAAUAAAACCUGAAGCAAGUACUUUAGAAGUCAGUUUUGAUGACGUUGAAAGAUACAACCAGAAUCUGGCUACAACUAUUAUUGAAGAAUAUUACAGGAUAUAUCCAUUUCUGAACCAAGCUAUAUUAAACUAUGUGUUAAGUAUAACUGAUAAUAAUGUUAAAAAGGAACUAAUAGGCAAAGAAUGUUAUGUGUCAUUUGUAGAUGUGCCUACAAGGCAUAAAGUGAGAGAAUUAACAACAGCUAAGAUUGGGACAUUGAUAAGAAUCUCAGGGCAAAUUGUAAGAACUCAUCCUGUACACCCAGAGUUAGUUUUGGGCACAUUUGUAUGUUUAGACUGUCAGACUGUAGUGAAAAAUGUUGAACAACAAUUUAAGUACACAUUACCUGCAAUAUGUCGGAAUCCUGUUUGCGCGAACCGAAGACGAUUCAUGCUAGACGCUGACAAAUCAGUUUUUGUUGACUUCCAAAAGAUAAGAAUCCAAGAGACUCAGGCGGAAUUACCCCGCGGUUGUAUUCCACGCUCACUUGAAGUUAUACUCAGAGCAGAAGCUGUUGAAUCUGUGCAGGCAGGUGACAGAUACGAUUUCACAGGUACACUUAUAGUAGUACCAGAUGUGGGUUCCUUAUCAUUACCUGGAGCCAAGGCUGAACUCACCACAAGGACUCGGCAGGGGAAUGAAGGACAGAUGGAAGGUAUCAAAGGAUUGAAAGCUUUGGGUGUACGGGAAUUGCAUUACAAGACAGCGUUCCUCGCGUGCAGCGUGCAGGCGAUGUCGCGUCGCUUCGGCGCCGCCGACAUCGCAGCCGACGACCUCACUACUGACGAUAUGAGGAAACAUAUGACCGAUAAGGAAUGGAACCAGGUAUAUGAGAUGACAAAAGACAGGAAUCUAUACAAUAAUCUAAUAACAAGUUUAUUUCCAAGCAUACACGGGAACAAUGAAGUAAAACGAGGGAUUCUAUUAAUGUUGUUUGGAGGCGUCGCUAAAACUACUAUUGAAGGUAGGAUCUGUUUCUACUUCGCCCUCGUGAAAUUAAAAAAUAACUUAUCGAGGUUCUACCGUAUUUACCCUUGUAUAAGUCGGGCAAAACUCCAGGACGAGGAGUCGUUCGACUUCGUGAUCGAGGCGGGCGCGCUGAUGCUGGCCGACAACGGCGUCUGCUGCAUCGACGAGUUCGACAAGAUGGACCCUGGGGACCAGGUCGCCAUACACGAGGCCAUGGAACAGCAAACCAUUUCUAUUGCUAAGGCCGGAGUAAGAGCAACUUUAAACGCAAGAACAUCAAUACUAGCAGCCGCUAACCCUGUAGGGGGUAGAUACGAUCGUGCUAAAUCUUUACAACAAAACGUAGCACUAAGCGCACCUAUUAUGUCGCGUUUCGAUCUAUUCUUCAUAUUAAUAGAUGAAAGCAGCGAAAUGGUAGAUUAUGCGAUCGCAAGGAAAAUUGUCGAUUUACACUGCAAUAAGGAAGAAACUUACGAUUGUGUGUAUUCAAGAGAAGAUCUGUUAAGAUAUAUCGCGUUUGCGAGGUCCUUCAAGCCAUUUAUCACUGAAGAAGCGGGAAAACUUCUAGUAGAGUACUAUACAGUGUUGCGAGGGCGGGACGCAGGCGGCGCGGGCGCGGGGGCGGGGGCGGGGGCGUGGCGCAUCACAGUGCGACAGUUGGAGUCGCUGGUGAGGCUGGCGGAGGCGGUCGCCAAGCUGCACUGCAGCGGAGCUGUCACUGAACACCAUGUACAUGAAGCUUACAGGUUACUAAACAAAUCGAUAAUCCGAGUAGAACAACCUGACAUACAUUUGGAUGAAGAUGACCCUCAGUCUGAACCUAUGAUGGAGGUUGACCAAGAUCCGUCUACUGCUACCACUGUGAACGGAGACUCAUCUGGAAAGAAGAAACUAACCCUAUCAUUUGAAGAGUACAAAUCUCUGAGUCAUAUGCUUGUUGUGUUUAUGAGAAAAGAGGAGAGUGAAGCUGAAUCUAGAGGAGAGGAGAGCGCAGGUAUGCGCAAAAGUGCAGUUGUGAACUGGUAUUUAGAGCAACUAGUGACACAAGGACAAAUAGAAAACGAAGACGAAUUGGUAGAACGGAAAGUUCUGGUUGAAAAAGUUAUUGAAAGGCUCAUGUAUCAUGAUCAAGUUAUAAUACCCCUAACUACAACUGGGCUAAAAGCGACACAGAAAUCAUCAGAACAGGAGAUAGAAGACGAUCCAUUAUUAGUUGUUCACCCGAACUUCGUGGUUGACUCAUAAUUGAUUUUUAAUUUUUUUAAUAAUUAAGCUGGUCUUUUUAUAAUAAUGAAUAAUGUUUUUUA